UUUGAAAACCCCUUUCUUCCUUCUCAAAACCUCCCUCUAUAGCCAGUCCGUUGCCACGCGCCGCCGCCUGAGAGAGGAUGAAGAUAGAGGAGGUUCAAUCGACGACGAAGAAACAGAGAAUAGCUACUCACACUCACAUUAAAGGUCUCGGCCUUGAGCCCAAUGGGAAUGCAAUCCCUUUAGCAGCUGGGUUUGUGGGUCAGGCUUCAGCAAGAGAAGCUGCUGGCCUUGUGGUUGAUAUGAUCCGCCAAAAGAAGAUGGCCGGUCGGGCUCUGCUGCUUGCUGGGCCUCCUGGUACUGGCAAAACAGCACUUGCUUUGGGUGUUUCACAAGAACUGGGCAGCAAGGUACCAUUUUGCCCAAUGGUUGGAUCUGAAGUGUAUUCAUCAGAAGUUAAGAAAACUGAGGUUUUGAUGGAAAAUUUUAGACGAGCUAUUGGUCUACGUAUAAAAGAAAAUAAGGAAGUUUAUGAAGGAGAGGUGACUGAACUGUCCCCCGAGGAAACUGAAAGCGUCACUGGUGGAUAUGGCAAAAGCAUUAGUCAUGUCAUUAUCGGGUUGAAAACAGUCAAAGGGACCAAACAAUUGAAGCUUGACCCUACUAUAUAUGAUGCCCUAAUCAAAGAAAAGGUAGCUGUUGGUGAUGUCAUAUACAUCGAAGCAAACAGUGGAGCAGUUAAAAGAGUGGGGAGAAGUGAUUCUUUUGCUACAGAGUUUGAUCUUGAGGCUGAAGAAUAUGUUCCUCUUCCUAAAGGAGAAGUUCACAAGAAGAAGGAGAUAGUACAGGAUGUUACACUGCAUGAUCUUGAUGCUGCAAAUGCACGACCUCAGGGAGGUCAAGAUAUAUUGUCUUUAAUGGGUCAGAUGAUGAAGCCCAGGAAAACCGAAAUCACUGAUAAGUUGAGACAAGAAAUAAACAAAGUUGUUAACCGUUAUAUUGACGAAGGGACAGCAGAGCUUGUUCCUGGUGUGUUGUUUAUUGAUGAGGUACAUAUGUUGGAUAUGGAGUGCUUUUCUUAUCUGAAUCGUGCCUUGGAGAGUUCGUUAUCUCCCAUUGUGAUUUUUGCCACUAAUAGAGGAAUCUGUAACGUUAGAGGAACUGAUAUGGCCAGCCCUCAUGGUAUACCUGUUGACUUAUUAGACCGAUUGACGAUUAUUAGAACAGAAACUUAUGGCCCAGCAGAGAUGAUACAGAUUUUAGCUAUCCGUGCUCAAGUCGAGGAACUGGGUAUAGAUGAAGAAAGUCUGGCUUACCUUGGCGAGAUUGGGCAGCAAGCAUCUUUAAGGCAUGCUGUUCAGCUUUUAUCACCUGCCAGUAUUGUUGCGAAAAUGAAUGGCCGCGACAAAAUUUGCAAGGCGGAUCUUGAAGAAGUGAACUCCCUUUAUCUGAAUGCCAAGUCUUCAGCAAGGCUUCUUCAGGAGCAACAGGACAGAUACAUUUCAUAAAAGCCCCUCUGAUUCCCCAUUCCCAAUCCAAUCUGAAUCUUCCUAUGCCCUUCAAAUCCUCAAUGUGCUUCGUUAUGAUUUUCUUCUCCUUGCUCCAGAUUUUCUGGGUUAGGAUUAGUUUUCGAAAGAUUCACCAAAUUCAGGUUUUGCAAGUCCUGGAGAAUUAGUACACGAAAGAUUCACCGAAUUCGUCUAAGAAUCCUGUCAUUAGCCUUGUAUGAGAAUAACAUUAUCAUGUAGUUUUAGCGUUUUGGAUAAUCUUUUUAAACUGUAUUAAUUCUGGAAAUGCUAAAGCACAUUAUU
This is a messenger RNA of Cuscuta campestris, 1748 nucleotides long. The record is from the annotation of a GenBank genome assembly. Lineage: Eukaryota; Viridiplantae; Streptophyta; Magnoliopsida; Solanales; Convolvulaceae.